AAAAGUCAAAAGUCUCACUUUGGAGAUAGGUGUGCUUAAUCAAAUUACUAACAAAUUCAACUCCAAACAUAAUGUAGGCAAUUUAUGUUUCGUAGACCGAAAUUACCAUAAAAGCAUAAAAGAAAAAAAAAAGUUAAAAAGUUGAAUGAAUUUUGUGUAGAGAAACCGGUAUUCUUGGAAGAAAUAAACACAGAAGAAGUAAGAAAGUUUCUGGGGAAAUUUCUGCCAGUUGGCACUUAGAAUUCGUUCGUGAAACAAGGUCCAAGAUGAAAUUUCUCGUGCUCUUUUUAAUUUUCUUUGACUAUUUAAUUUCUUCAAUUAAUUCGCAAAGUUUUAGUGCUGAUUUCUUUGCAAGAUUAGCCCCUUCUAGUGCAGAAGUUUGUGCAAAAGCAGGAUGUAUUCGGGGAAAAGUAGAAACAGGACGAAUUAAGCCAUAUGAAGCCUUCUAUGGAAUCCCAUAUGCUGAGCCUCCAGUUGGAAAGUUGAGGUUUGAAAGUCCUGUACCCUACGGUGGAUGGUCAGGGUACUGGGAUGCCACAUAUCCGAGAGAUUAUUGCAUCCAGAAGGACUACUAUGGUCCUCCUGUAACAGAAAUUACAGGAUCCGAAGAUUGCUUGUACCUCCAGGUAUACAGGCCUAUCUACCGGAAGAAGGAUACACCACUUCCUGUUUUAGUUUUCAUUCAUCCUGGAGCAUUUCUUGUCUACGCAUCAACUCCUCCCUACUUUGGACCAGAAUAUUUUAUGGAUAAUGGUGAAGUAAUUGUCGUCACCUUUAACUACAGACUUGGUUUGCUGGGCUUCCUCUGCUCAGGUGACGAUGCUGUUAAAGGAAACUUUGGGCUCAAGGAUCAGCAACUAGCCCUAAAAUGGAUUGCCGCAAAUAUUGAAUACUUUGGUGGUGACCCUAAUUCUGUAACACUUCUUGGGCAUAAUGUUGGAUCUGCUUCAGCUAAUCUUCACAUGAUGAAUCCAGUAUCUCAGAAUCUCUUUCAUCGAGUUAUUCUAAUGGAAGGCAACGCUCUUAGUUCUGAUGUCUAUCCAAUAGAUUUUGCAACACAAUUCCGGAAAACAGCAAAGUAUGUAGGCUUACCGGAAUGGAAAACAGCCUCCACCUAUGAAUUAGCUUACAAGCUGAAGUAUGUGGAUGCAUCCCAACUUGUCAAUGCAUUAGGAAAUUUAUUUGCAUACUACGCAACGCCAUUUACACCAGUUCGACCCUGUAUUGAAGGAGACUGGGAAGGUGCUUUCUUAACGGAAGACCCAAGAAAGCUCUGGGCUGAAGGAAGAGUCGCACAGAAACCUAUGAUACUUAGCACAGUGGAACAUCCUGGCGAUAUUGGAGCCAUGAUUACGACAAAUGAAACACUCUUAGCUGGCUUCAAUAAAAACAUCUACAAACUACUGCCAAUUCAAAUGAAUUUUAAUCCCAGAUACAUAACAGAUGUUCUAGAAUUUUAUUUUGGGAAAAAGGACUACAUUGAUGAUACCAAUGUUAAUUAUUACUACAAGAUGAUCGGAGAUAGAUUUUCAUACUACCCAAUAAUUGCUCUUGUCAAAGAAUACCUGACGUAUGCUAAUUUAGAAGAGAAUCCGGUCUACAUGUUUGAACUUGCUUUUAAGAGUCAAUACCAAACCAUAGACUUUCUCAUAGGAAAAGAUGUCAACUUAGGCGUGGGAUACUUUGACGAUCUCCUCUACCUCUUCACUCAAACCUUCAUCAUCCCACCAUUCGAUGCGAAUUCUCCGGAAGGAAAAAUGAGCGACGUCAUGAUUCGAACAGUUGUUAAUUUUGUUGCAAGAGGAGAGAUCAAAGAAUGGAAGAGGUUUCAAUCUUGUACAGCCUCAUCGACACCCUUCUGCGAUUGGCAGGUGUUCAGUAGAUACGAAAAGUUAGAGCCAAAUGAAGUUGAAGUGUCCGUAUCUAAUGCAAUUGAUGUACCAAUGUUUAAUUUUUGGUCUAAGAUUGACAAUGGCAUCAAUGCUCUUACUAUUGAUACCUGCUCUUAAGGCUUCUUCAAUCUCCUAUGUUUCUUGAUUUUUUUUUUAUUAAAUAAUUAUAAUUUAAGCUCCUAUGUUUUAAACGGACUAUGUUUUAAAAUAAGAAAUAAUAUAGAUAAUAAAAGCUCCAUUUAAAGUUAAUACUUCAGAGAACAUUAAGUUUAAGAGGAAGCUAAAUUAUGUAGGUAAUUUUAAAGGAAUAAUUUUAAUAAUUAUUUUCGUUAGUUUAAUUAACUUCCCCAGUUACAGUUCCAACUAAUUACGUAAUGAAUGAAAAGUUGUGCUUGUUUAGGUGGAAGGUCCAAAAAUAAUAAACAAAAAUGAUUUGAAAUAAUUUUAUAAUAUUAAAUUAAUUUUACUUCAAUUUAAUUAGAGUAAAAGGUUAAAUUGGAAAUGGUUUUGAGAAUAAAUACCACUGCAACAAAUUCACAUUCAGCAUCAAUUACACUCAAUCAGCAAAAGUUUCAGAGCCUUUAAAUCAAUACUCCCAAAAUAAAUUGCAAAUGUUAGUUUUACGCUGAGUACCCUCAUUUAAUAGUCGAGGGUACAAAAAUAAGGACACUUUGAGAAAUAUUUAUUAUUUGUACAUGAUAUUAGUUUUAUUAAUAAAAAUAAUUUUUAAUAAGAUCAAAAAAUGGAAAUAUUAAUUUCAAAUUGUUGAGAAAUUUUUUAAACUAUAACAACCAGUUUAUGAUUUUUUUUUAUAAAUACAAAAACAUAUAUUCAGAAUAUAAGGAUAAUCUUUUUUUUUAUAAAAGGAUGACAUUUUUUUUAAUAAGGUUUUAAUUAGGUCCCAUUAUGUAGUGAAUAACCUAAACUAAGGUUAUUCAAUUCUUCAUAAAAUCAAUGCUAAUGACUACAUCUUCAAUAAUUUUUUUUCUUCAAAUAUCUUCAAAAGUUUUCUAAUAUUUUUAUAUUUUAUUGUAAUAAAUUUUUUGAAACAAUUUCCAUUAAAUCUAGGAAAAUUAAUUCAACACAAUUUAACAACAUAAAGAAAACGUUUUGUACUAAAAUAGUUUCCACCCAAAAAGAAACAACUUAAUGAAAAACAAGGAAAUUCAGCAUUGAGCUCCGAC
This is a messenger RNA of Lutzomyia longipalpis, 3076 nucleotides long. RefSeq names its product juvenile hormone esterase-like. The transcript has 4 exons. NCBI's taxonomy places the organism in Eukaryota, Metazoa, Arthropoda, Insecta, Diptera, Psychodidae. The record is from RefSeq and is a predicted model, not a curated record. The coding region runs from base 267 to 2009 and encodes 580 amino acids.